CCCGGGCUGGGUGACGGUAGAAAAGCUUCCUCUUCCUGGGAGGUUCCCUUUCUCUCUCUCUCUCCUCUCAGAGCCCCUCGCUGCACCGAAGACCACAAAUCUGCGCUAGAGUACAAUGUCUGGAGAGGAUGAAUUCUCGUUGGCAGACGCCUUGCCAGAUAAAGGUAAAACGCAGACUGUAAGCAACCCGAGAGACCCUCAGCAACCAGGAGCCUGGUCUGGAUCCAACCCCUGGGGUUCCACUCCCGGAGCUCCGUCUGCCCCAGGCUUUACACCUUAUGGACAAGGGCAAGGAGGAACCUAUUCUGGAGGCGGAGGCCAGCCUAGCGCACCACCACAGACCUACCCAUCUGGACCCCAGCCAAGUGCCCCAUCUGCACCCACUGGGCCUUAUCCAGGAGCAGCACCUGGGCAGCAGCCAUCUCAACCAAAUGUGCAAUAUCCCUCUGGGCCCUACCCAGGGGCCCCAGCUGGACAGCAACCAAAUUCACCUUAUCCUUCAGCACCCUAUCCAGGGGCUCCAGCUGGGCCAGACGCAAAAGCACCUUAUCCUGGAGCCCCUUCUGGCCCACAGCAACCAGGAGCCCCAUCUAGUCAUUAUCCAGGAGCCCCAUCUGGCCCCUAUCCAGGAGCCCCUUCUGGCCCACAGCAACCAGGAGCCCCAUCUAGUCAUUAUCCAGGAGCCCCAUCUGGGCACUAUCCAGGAGCCCCUUCUGGCCCACAGCAACCAGGAGCACCUGGGCAAUAUCCAGGAGCCCCUUCUGGCCCACAGCAACCAGGAGCACCUGGGCAAUAUCCAGGAGCCCCUUCUGGCCCACAGCAACCAGGAGCACCUGGGCAAUAUCCAGGAGCCCCUUCUGGCCCACAGCAACCAGGAGCACCUGGGCAAUAUCCGGGAGCCCCUUCUGGCCCACAGCAACCAGGAGCACCGGGGCAAUAUCCAGGAGCCCCUUCUGGCCCACAGCAACCAGGAGCUCCGGGGCAAUAUCCAGGAGCCCCUUCUGGCCCACAGCAACCAGGAGCACCGGGGCAAUAUCCUGGAGCCCCUUCUGGCCCACAGCAACCAGGAGCACCUGGGCAAUAUCCCUACCCUUCAGGGCCAAUGGGACCCGGUGGGAUGCCAGGUUCAUAUCCUUCUCCAUCUGACCCCUAUGGUCAGUCUGGUCAAACAGGUCCUUCACCUGGUGGGCCAGGGUGGGGUUGGGGAUCCCAGGGUGGGCAGUACCCCUCACAGCCUAACUUGCCAUACCCUGGUGCUCCUCCAUUUCCAGUCCCUGGCGCUGGUGCUCCAUCAUCUGUACCCUGGGGUACAGUGCCAUCUGGUCAGUGGGGGCCAUCUGCAUCAUUUCCUGGAGCUCCUGGAUCAUACCCAAAUCGAGGAUAUCCCUGAAGUGGCUGGACUACCGGGUCCUGUCCUGAGAGCCCUUGCGCCUAACUUGUGAGUGUACUUUCCUGUUCAUUUCUUUCUUGUAUAUC
This is a messenger RNA of Rana temporaria (common frog), 1476 nucleotides long. RefSeq names its product mitogen-activated protein kinase 1 interacting protein 1 like (gene MAPK1IP1L). Lineage: Eukaryota; Metazoa; Chordata; Amphibia; Anura; Ranidae. The record is from RefSeq and is a predicted model, not a curated record. The transcript is spliced from 3 exons. Bases 116 to 1390 code for a protein of 424 amino acids.